Messenger RNA from Quercus lobata, 437 nucleotides. RefSeq names its product tyrosine--tRNA ligase 1, cytoplasmic-like. NCBI's taxonomy places the organism in Eukaryota, Viridiplantae, Streptophyta, Magnoliopsida, Fagales, Fagaceae. The coding region runs from base 48 to 437 and encodes 129 amino acids. Gene Ontology annotation, cellular component: cytoplasm. The transcript has 3 exons. Gene Ontology annotation, biological process: tyrosyl-tRNA aminoacylation. The record is from RefSeq and is a predicted model, not a curated record. Gene Ontology annotation, molecular function: tyrosine-tRNA ligase activity; ATP binding.
GGCCGAAGUGAUGAGGACGACUUCACUGCAGCACAAAAUUUCUACCCAUGCAUGCAAUGUGCUUAUGUGUGGUCUUUAUUUGUUUUGGUUACUGGUCAUUUACAAACAUGUUACCCAGUUUAGAACAAGGUCAGGAGCAGAUGUCGAAAAGUGAUCCACUAUCUUCAACUUUUAUGGAAGAUGACGAGGCGAAAGUAAAUUUGAAGAUAAAGACAGCAUACUGUCCUGCAGAUAUUGUGGAAGGGAAUCCAUGCUUGGAGUAUGUGAAGUACCUCAUUUUACGUUGGUUUAACCAAUUUGUAGUAGAGCGCAAUGCAAAGAAUGGUGGUGACAAAGGUUCGAAAGCUUUGAAGAAUUGGUUGCUUACUAUGAAAGUGGAAAGCUACAUCGAGCUGAUAUUAAACCAGCCUUCGCAAAGGCUUUCAAUAAAAUACUAG